ACUACUGGUGUGUGUCCCACCGCAGAUCCAAAGCGGAAAAGGCUGUGGAUUUAACGACGGCAUUCCGUAUGGCGUCUUACCGCCGUAACCGAUAAUACAAGCCGUUCUCCCAUUAUGCGCAGACUCUUCGUUAACUGUGACACAAACGAGCAAACAGUGCAGUGCAGGUAUUCAUGGAUAUAGUUGGUGGUUCAUUCAACCAUCUGAUUCCCAGUGACCAGUUGGAUGAUUCUUUGCUGCUCGGACAGAAUCUGGAAUGUGAAGCAAGUGAUGAGUUUGAUCCAGGUCGUUGUCAACACGAAGGUUCACUGAAGAACAUGCUCAGUGAUAAAGACCCCAUGUUUGGAUCUGCCAGUGACCAGUUUCAUCUUUUAGAAAAUGAAGAUGUCAAUUUCAAACUUGGAAGCUCGGCAGAUGUCGAUCAUGACAUGGGAACAGGUGUCAGUCAGAGUCCAUCUGAUGGUGAACACAGUCAGUCCAGUUUCUCACGGGGCAGGAAGAGUCAUGCAAGUCAUCCACAGAGGAGACAAACAGCAAGCCGGGGUAGAAUCAAAGGUGCACCAGGCAGGCGUCCAGGUCCUGCACGCAGACCAGCAGACAGGAAUGACCAAGAGGCAACAUCUAGUGGAAACUCUGAUGGAGAAACAGGCUCUGAAAAAAGGGAAGCCCUGCUCAGUCGUCGAUUUGGGCUCCAUGAGGUUGACUCAUCGAUGAACCCAGUAGUUGUGUUACGCCGAUUAACUGUUACUGUGGGAGGCUUUAAAAUUGAACUGCUCCCUGGACCAUCACAUUCAUUUGGAUCAUUUAACACAAGCGCCGUCCAGUCCCUGGACUUCCAAGAUGAGGCUAUGACUGCUGAUGUUAUCGGGAUAGAUUUGGGACAAAGCCAGGACGAUAACACACAAGAGGUUGAUCAUUCCACACAAGAAGUUGUGGGAGAAGUGAUGGUUGGCCAGCCUGGUAGUGACAUCAUGCCGAUGGAUUUGGGAACGUGUGUAAACCCAAAUGAUGUGCAAGAUGCCAACAGCACGGAAAACGCUGCACCAGCUGACACCAAAUCUAAUGACCAAAUCAAGACUCAAAAUCCCAGCAUGCAAAAAUCUUGUAACAAAAAUGGCAUGGCGGUGCAACCUGCAGUCAAAAAGCUUUUGGAACACAAACAGACUCUUUCUGCAGUCAAAAACAAGCAGUCUCAACUUAGCAGCCCAGGUCUCUUACAGAAGGUAUCCAGACAUAACAGAGACAAGAAAAUUCUUGUGAACCAACCAGAAAAACUUCAAAGCCACAAAGGGAAACCUGCUAAUGUCAGCUUGAAACGUACUGGAGGGGCUCAAUCUCCUAAAUCACCCACAAAAAUACAGAAGACUCAAGAUGGACAUCCUGUGCACUUAAAAGUUAGCCCGUCUGUCCCCGCGAGUGUAGGGAAAAAAACAUCCUCUGAUUCUGGCUCUGGUGUCAAGUCAGUCCUAAAUAAAUCUCCUCACCAUCUGAAAAAGCCACAGAAUCCUCCCACACCUGUAAAUAAAACAAACCCCCCAGUGACAAACAGCCAAGCAGAUGAGGAGCAGGAGAAGAUGAAGAAGCCAGAGAAGAUCCAGCAGACACACAAGAGUAGAAAUUCUCGGAGUAUCUCGAUAGAGGAACCGCAGCUGUUUAUCCCGGAUAAUGCCCCUGUGGUGAAGAAGGAAAGCGAGGGCGACCCUCCUCCUGAAAGUGAGACUGUUUGGGAUCACAACAAGCACUGUGGAUUAUGCAAGAAACCUCACAACAACAGGUUCAUGGUGGGCUGUGGGCGCUGUGAUGACUGGUUUCAUGGGGACUGUGUGGGUCUGGAUCUGGCUAAAGUUCAACAGAUGGAGGAGGAGGACCAGGAGUAUGUGUGCUUGAAGUGCUGUGCUGAAGAGGAUGGGAAACCCGGUGGGCAGGCCACAGAUCAGUCAGACGAUAAGUUAUCAUCUAAACUAAAACAGAGACCCCAGCCGUCACUCACUGCAGGUGGAAUACGGCCCUUCAGAAAAGACAUUGGAGAAAGACGACUGUCAGAAGAUUCUGCAUCAAAAAGUGGAGGAAAUGUGAAGCAUGAGAUGAAGAAAGUGAAAGUGUCUCACGUGAGCUCAAAGAAACCGUCCACCGGAAAAAUCAGGCGGAGCGUUAGAGACUCGCUGGAAGAGAUUCUUCUGAAACGACUGAAGGAAUCCGAUUUAAAGAUUUCAUCGGACAGGCCUGCUGAGUUGGCCAGAAAGACAGAGAAAGAGCUUUUUGCUCUCUUUCAGGGUGUUGACAGCAAAUACAAAAACAAAUACAGAAGUUUAACUUUCAACCUGAAAGAUGCAAAAAAUAAUGUGCUAUUCAGACGCGUACUCAAGGGAGAAGUUUCCCCUGCUGAUUUGGUGCGCAUGACUGGAGAAGAGCUGGCCUCUAAGGAACUGGCUGCUUGGAGACAAAGAGAGAAUCGACAUACGAUUGAAAUGAUUGAGAAAGAACAGAGAGAGGCAGAGAGACGCCCUAUCACUAAAAUCACCCACAAAGGAGAAAUUGAAAUUGAGAAUCAGGAGCCUACCAAAGCUCCAGAGGCCAUUGAAGUUGAGCCUGUGCCGAAAGCAGUAGAAGUGCCUGAGGAGAAACCCCCCGAGGCUAAAGCAGAGAGUCCCAAGAAAUCUGUAGAUACAACCAUUCUGCACAAAUCUCAUCUUUUUGACCUCAACUGCAAAAUCUGCACAGGUCGUAUGGCCCCACCUUCAGAGGAAGCCGCUUCAAAAGUGGUGAAAGUGGCUUUAACGGUCGUGAGGAGGCAGUCCAGUGCUGCUGAAGAAUCUCAGUCCUCCACAACUACACCUACAUCAGCACUGAUUGAUGAUCUGUCUUUAAGAGCCAUGCAGGAAAGUCUCCUCAAUUUCUUGCCUGAACCCAGGUCAGAUAGUCUGAGUAGCAAGGAAGAUACAGCUACUUUCCUCAGCAACUUGGAGAAACUGUGGGGUGGCUUUGUUGAUAUGCAUGCUGUGGCUAGGUUUUUAACAAAAGUUUAUCCUGUCUCUGGAAUUCUGGACCAUAUAACACUGGAUUUGCCAGACAACAUCCAAGUAGGUGGACGUAUUUCCCCUCAAAUAGUCUGGGACUAUGUCGAGAAAAUUCGUGCCUCUGGGACAAAGGAAAUUUGUAUAAUUCGUUUUGCCCCUGACACAGAAGAAGAUGAGAUCUCGUAUACUUUGCUCUACGCAUAUUUCAGCAGCCGUAGAAGAUAUGGAGUUGUUGCCAACAACCGUAAACAGGUUAAAGACAUGUAUCUCAUUCCACUUGGCUCCACGGAAAAAAUACCCCACCAGAUUGUUCCGUUUGAUGGUCCAGGACUGGAAACCAAUCGUCCAAAUCUUCUUCUUGGAUUAGUCAUUCGCCAGAGACCUAAAAGGGACUUUGAAGUAAUCCUGCCAAGUGAUGUUAGUGAUGCUCCAAGUUUCUUGGAAGAAAGCAAACCUCAAGUUAACGACAAGCAGAAGGCUUCUAUGACACAAGAUGUGGACCAAAGUUUUAUUGGUGUUCUGGGGACCACACAUACAAAAGACCCUGCAGAUCUGAUUAAAUCAGUUGUUGAAGAUGAACCAAUAUUGGAUACAGAGACCGAUGAGAAUGUUUCUUUGCGUUUUCUUCCUGGUGUGCUGAAGUUGCCUGGAAUCACCACAUUCACCUCAAGUGACAAUGUGAAGAGUGUCUCUACAACACCAGUGCCCAAGACUUCAACUGUUGAUGGUGGAAAUCAAGCAGGAAUUCAACCUAAAUAUACAAGCAGUAGUCCUCGACUUGACCGCUUCGUAAUCAAGAAAAAAGACCCAAAAACUGUAAAAACAGAAGAAGCACCAUCUAACUCAAGUCUGGAGACUAGAUCAGAAGCAAACAAGAAAGAAAGAAACCCCCAGAGUGGAGUUGUGCUUUCUCUUAGUGAUAAACCUCCAGAUGUAUCAACAGAUAGUUUCCUUUCCUCUCUCGCAAUGGCCAAACCCAAAGAGGAUUCCAGCAACACUAAUACAAAGAGUAGCACAGCUGCACCCACUAGUCAAGAAACAAACGAAACUACUUUGUUAGAUGUGUCAAAAGAUGCUGUUAGUGACAGUUCAAACUUUGGCCCCAAAAACAAAACUGUUUCGAGUCCCACCAAGACUUUAAAGACACCUCCCCCAGGCAUUUUAAAGAAAUGGUCUUCUUCAUCUUGUGAUUCUACUGAUUUACAACCACAACAGUCCUUAAGUAAUUCAGAAAUAUCUCAGCAGAAAGUUACUCUGCAGCCACCUUCUCAACUUGCCCUAGAGUGCAAAGUCAUUGAUGAAAUCCAACCCAUCACCAUUAUCUCAUCUACGGGCAUAAAUGAAGGUCUCAAGCAGUCCAGGUCCUCCUCUUUCAACCCCAAUGUUUACAGUCCACCAAGCCAAGUUCCUCCACCACCUGCUUUCUCAUCUUAUCACACUGGUGCACCUGAACACCAAUACCACCCUAGGCCGGUACACAAUUACCCUCCACCUGCCAAUCCUGCACCAUUUUUACCUCUUCAGUCAUCUCCACCUUUCCCAUUUUGUCUUGUCCCUCCUCCUCCUCAAGUAUUUCCUCAAACUGAUCCUCAAAGUCACAUGCUUGCUCCACCUUGGCCUCAAGCUCUACAUCCUCCAAUGCUACCUGGACCUCCAGUGAUAUAUGAAACCCAAAGGCUGCCUGAGCCAAGCUUGUCGACCCCUUUGCCCUCUAGCAAAGACGAGAAGGGUUCCGACAUGUCAUCCAGACGCUCUGAGGAGACCUACAGAAAGGAGGACCGAGACCGCUAUGACAGACAACAUCAUAAAAGCAAGUACUACGACAGGGAUAGAGAAAAACACAGGGACAGAAGUCACAGUCACAAAGACCGCCACUCGAAAGACGAUAGGUAUGAGAGGCCAAAAGAGUGGCACAGCAGCAGCAGCAGUAGUAGCAGCAGCCAUUACAGACGGGACUCUGAUCACGAGAAACACAGGAGAGACUCAAGGGACAGGCGCUCAUGAUUUUUAUACUCAUCACCACAUCUGUUUCUUGCCAUGUUCCUUAAAACUAUGUAAAGCAGUAGAUGAAAUCUAUUUAUAAAGGUUCAAAAUGAUUUUUAUAUUAUGAACCGAUGUUAGUUCCAGAUUUUUAGUAGGCUUGUGUUUUUUUUUUUAAACUUGGAGGAUAUUUGUUGGUUUUUAAGUGUAAUUCCCCCCACAGUCUUUCUUAGACUAAGCAUGUCUUCACAAGCAGCUUGUCCUAAUCAAUUACAAGAUUUUGGAAAUGAUACUACUUUUAAGCGCAUAGUGCCAUGAGAAAGGACAUCCCAUGGAUCAUGAGAACGGCUUAUUUUGCUUCACCAUUUGUUCUACCAUUUUAAUUUUUCUAAAUUGUCUUAAGGAUUUUCUACGUUUCAGGUGACAGUUUUCUUUGUACAUUUUGGCUUGUCACACUAAAGAAAUGUGCAUAUUCAGCACAUUGUGUUUAUGUACAUUUCAUAAUAAAAUGUUUUUAUUGUUAGUAGAAAUUAAAAUCUUUGUUUCUUAAAGAUACUAAUUUUUUAUUGGACCCAAGCAUUGUAAUUUAAAAUAAACACAAGUUCAAAGAAGAAGGUAAUGUUUAUUUCAGAAUGACAAAUAAAUUGAUUAUGCAAACAAUUUGAUGGGGAGGCAAAACAUCGGACAAUGACAUAAAAAUCUUUUUUCACUGUAAUAUUGUUUAGAAAUUAUGGAAAAAUAUUCAAAAUUGCAACAACAGAGAAAGUGCACACGUGUGUAAAGUCACACACUCAUGCUGUUUUAAGUUCAUGGUGGUUUGUGCAUCUGGGUUUU
Xyrauchen texanus (razorback sucker) is the source of this 5831-nucleotide messenger RNA. Its product is annotated as PHD finger protein 3-like. The record is from RefSeq and is a predicted model, not a curated record. The transcript has 16 exons. Bases 174 to 5021 code for a protein of 1615 amino acids. Gene Ontology annotation, biological process: DNA-templated transcription. Lineage: Eukaryota; Metazoa; Chordata; Actinopteri; Cypriniformes; Catostomidae. Gene Ontology annotation, cellular component: nucleus.